Aspergillus homomorphus CBS 101889 is the source of this 1316-nucleotide messenger RNA. RefSeq lists its product as uncharacterized. The transcript has a single exon. The record is from RefSeq and is a predicted model, not a curated record. The coding region runs from base 215 to 1045 and encodes 276 amino acids. NCBI's taxonomy places the organism in Eukaryota, Fungi, Ascomycota, Eurotiomycetes, Eurotiales, Aspergillaceae.
UGAAGUCGGGUCAAGCUCACGUCACCUGUGCUUUGAACCGACCCCACCCCUUCUGAUCAGAUCCGGAUCAAAUUGUCACAAUGCCCAUCAAAUCUGGAGCCCCUGGCAAUACACUCUUCUGUUUCAAGCCUGCGCUUACUGUGCUCAGUGUGCGCGACCUACUGACAGUCAAAAGUGUUGACCUGAAGAACCUGUCACCCUACCGCUGAGAGUCAUGUCUUUCACAAAGACGUAUUUCCUGUGUCCAACGUCGGAUUUUAUCCAUCCACCGCCAGUGGGUCCGCUAUCUCUUGGAUCUAUACUUCGCUCCACAUCAACGCCGCAAUACCCUCUUAAUAGAGCGAAACCAAUUGCCGUGGCCGAGGCAUUCCCGCCGGUCGUGGAGACCGACUGGAAGAGGACCAUCUCAACCGAGAAAGGGUUCGGUUGCGGUGUUUAUGCCCAGUUUCUGCAGUUGGCUACCGGCGGAUUGCCUCUCGGACCUGAGGUGGACAUCGAGAAUGCUAAAAAAACGGCGACCGUGUUCGCAUUUGACACGGUGACAACUAUAUCCUUUGAGCCAACGCAGGAAUAUAUAGAAGAAGCCAUCAAAGCACCCGCCGUGCAAACGUGGCUGAGGGAGCCCAAACAGAAAUUUGCCCCCGUUGUUUCGCUCUUUCUCGUCACGGGCAUAAAACUCGUCAGAGGCGCCAGAAUCAAGUACUCUACUUCGCAAAGUACAACAGUCAGAGGUAACAUUGGUUUUGACGUGACUGCGCUGGGUACAUCGAUGGGCCCCAAAGGUCACUGGGUCAGCACGAAUGACGAUGAGACAGAACUCAGUCGCGAAUCCGAGUUUGUGUUUGCAUUCCGCGUGAAAAGGCUAAGAUUCGGGCGGAGACUUAAGGUUGAAGAGUACAACAAGGGCGCAUUUCUCGCCGUUGGUGGAGAACAGGAAGACGACGAAUCUAUUUUGGUUGAGGAAGUGAACGGGUCAGACAUCGGGACUGCUCAAACCGUUUUUGAUGUGACCGAGAACGGCAAUGUCUUUUGUGUCCCCGCUUAGAUAUGCUACAAUACAAAUGAGACCCCGAUUGACCGUGCUGAGCUCAAUUCUAGACUGGAUUGUUGAUAGAUUUCUAGGUAUACAUACGUUUCUUAAUGUCCUUUAUCUUCUCAUAUACAUGCUCCCGUGUGGAACUUCGAUCAAAGAGUACGUGGGGUGUGAGAUAGUCAUAGCCUGCGCCUCGUGUAUGCCUGGCCAUACUCUUCAAAACCGCAUCCAUUGAAUCAGCACCUUGCAGCCACGGCCCCAGUAACUCAUUUCCUGGAUUGGU